This is a messenger RNA of Xenopus laevis (African clawed frog), 2068 nucleotides long. RefSeq names its product choline dehydrogenase L homeolog (gene chdh.L). The record is from RefSeq and is a predicted model, not a curated record. The coding region runs from base 150 to 1991 and encodes 613 amino acids. Gene Ontology annotation, cellular component: mitochondrial inner membrane. The transcript has 8 exons. Gene Ontology annotation, molecular function: choline dehydrogenase activity; oxidoreductase activity; oxidoreductase activity, acting on CH-OH group of donors. NCBI's taxonomy places the organism in Eukaryota, Metazoa, Chordata, Amphibia, Anura, Pipidae.
GCACAUACAGCUGGAUACACUGCAGUAAGUGACUCUUUCUCAAUAAUCUACUCCCUGCAGCCCUGAGAAUCAUGUGCAACCCAGGGGCCUGGGUCCAUACAUACGAUUUGUGAUUCUCCUAUCAAUAAGUUUUGGAUCCUCCAGACCCAAUGGCUCACUUGUUUAAUGCCAUUAAUAACUGCUCCAUACAUGCUGUGGGGAGAUUGCCACGGUCCCGCAAAAAUUCACAUAGUAUAAAGGUAUUACAGUCGGUGCUUAGGGCCUUUGGGGUACAACCAUCUCAGGCACAUGGGGUCUCCACACAAGGUUCAGGGAGAACCAAUUCUUAUAGUUACAUCAUUGUUGGGGCCGGUUCUGCUGGAUGUGUCUUGACCAACCGCCUCUCUGAAACUCCAGAAGACUCUGUGCUUGUGUUGGAAGCGGGCCCCAAGGACCUACUGCUUAGAAGCAAAAGACUGACAUGGAAGAUCCACAUGCCGGCAGCCCUCAUGUAUAACCUCUGUGACGACAAAUACAACUGGUUCUAUCACACCGAACCCCAGAAACACAUGGACAACAGGGUGAUGUACUGGCCCAGGGGAAGGGUGUUUGGAGGAUCAUCUUCUCUAAAUGCCAUGGUGUAUGUCCGGGGCCAUGCCGAAGACUAUAACCGAUGGAGCAGGGAAGGGGCCACUGGGUGGGAUUAUAGCUAUUGCUUGCCUUAUUUCAAGAAGGCCCAAACACAUGAGCUAGGUCCUGAUACCUACAGGGGAGGAACUGGACCUUUGCAUGUCUCAAGAGGGAAAACCAAUAAUGUUCUUCACCAGACCUUUAUUCAAGCUGGUCAGGAGGCUGGAUAUCCAUUUACAGAAGACAUGAACGGGUACCAGCAAGAAGGGCUUGGGUGGAUGGACUUGACCAUAUACAAAGGUCAGAGAUGGAGCACGGCCAGUGCCUACCUGCACCCAGUGAUGUCCCAGCCCAAUGUGUCCAUUCAGGCAAAAUCACUGGUGACCAAGAUUCUCUUUGAAGGACAGAGGGCAGUAGGAAUUGAGUAUCUCCAGCGUGGACAGAGAAAAAGGGCUUAUGCCACAAAAGAAGUUGUGCUAAGUGGUGGGGCAAUAAACUCCCCCCAGCUCCUCAUGUUGUCGGGCAUUGGGAAUGCAGAUGAUCUUAAAAAGUUAGGAAUCCCGGUUGUUGCUCAUCUCCCAGGAGUCGGGCAGAACCUGCAGGACCACUUGGAAGUCUAUAUCCAGCAGCAGUGCCUCCGGCCCAUCACUUUGUACAAAGCCCAGAAACCAAUGAACAUGAUAAGGAUCGGCCUGGAAUGGCUCUGGAGAUUCACAGGCGACGGAGCGACGUCCCAUUUAGAAUCCGGGGGCUUCAUCCGAAGUGGCCCCGGCGUGGAGCACCCCGACAUUCAGUUCCAUUUUCUGCCCUCGCAGGUUAUAGAUCACGGGAGGGUUAAUCCCAAGAUGGAGGCUUUUCAGGUUCAUGUUGGAACCAUGAGAGCCACCAGUCUGGGUUGCCUGAAACUCAAAAGUUCUGACCCAACGGACCCGCCCAUUAUAGACCCCAAAUAUCUGUCAACUGAAAAGGACAUUGUAGAUUUCCGUAAAUGUGUAAAACUGUCCAGAGAAAUUUUUGCCCAAAAAGCCUUUGACAAUUUCCGUGGGCCGGAAGUUUUACCGGGGCCAAACAUUCAGUCGGAUAAAGAAAUCGAUGCCUUCAUCAGGCAGAAAUCUGACACCGCCUACCACCCCUCCUGCACCUGCAAAAUGGGCCAACCCAGUGACAGCAGAUCUGUGGUGGAUCCACACAUGAAGGUUAUAGGGGUGGAAAACCUAAGGGUAGUAGACGCCUCCAUCAUGCCCAGUAUUGUCAGUGGCAACUUAAAUGCCCCAACCAUAAUGAUAGCGGAGAAAGCGUCCGAUAUGAUCAAGGGAUUCCCGGCCCUACAAGAGGAAAACAUUCCCGUCUAUAAACCAAACACUCUGGAAACUCAGCGAUAGACAAACCCCAGAAGCUCCGAAUGCAACUCAGGAAUGUUUUUACAUUUUUCAAAUUCUAAAUAAAUUUUAGAAAAUUU